This is a messenger RNA of Triticum turgidum subsp. durum (durum wheat), 600 nucleotides long. NCBI's taxonomy places the organism in Eukaryota, Viridiplantae, Streptophyta, Magnoliopsida, Poales, Poaceae. The record is from the annotation of a GenBank genome assembly.
AUGGCGGAUGCACCUCUUUACAAGCAGCGUCGCAGGUACACCAGGGAGCUCCACGACGUCGAUCUCCACGGCAACCACAAGCUCCACGUUGUUUGCACAAGCAAGGGUGAAGACGUGGACAAGAUGCUGUCCACGCUCAGGAGGAAGCUCGGCGGAAUGCCCGUCAAACUAGUCGCAUUGAUGCCAAUGGAAUUAGAUAAAUUCCUCAUGAAUGGUGAGUACACCUUCAUCGGAUUCGCCAUUGAAGGAGACAAAAGCAAGCUGAAGCUAUCUGGUUUGGAGAUCAACUCCGACAACUACAUUGAUAUUCAGGUGGAAUGGAGAGACCCAUACAAUAAAAAGAAGUUUGACUCUUUGGCUAAUGUUGCUAGCAGGAUGAUAGACAUUCACUACCAUGACAUGAAGAAAAAAAUUAACCGCAAGGAGGACCAUACUCUGUGGGGAUUCAACCCACUGCCAGAAAAGCUUAUCGAGUAUGCAGCAAUAGAUGCAUUCGCAACAUAUGAGUCAUGGAGAAUCAUCUACGAUGUCAUCAUGGGACUGGACAGGGCAAAAAGAGACAAAGAAGCAAAGCAGAAGAAGAACAAGGCUGUAAUCUAA